AUGGUGGAAAAGAGAGACCAGGAGAGGAUAGAGGAGAGAGAGCGGAGGCAGGGAAAGGAGUUUGGGGGAGAAGAGAGGAAGAGGAGGGAGAAGUACUCUGAAAGUGAAGGUCUUCUCCUGAUAGAUGACCAGGGUAUUCCAUACACACUCAACCCCGAGGGGUCCCCAGCCUCCUCUCCCUCCUCUGGGCCACGAAGGGUACUCUACUGCGCUCUCUGCCCCAGGAUCUUCUACUACCUGUCUGACCUGGAGCGUCACUCCAUCACCCACUCUCAGAACAAACCCCAUGUCUGCCUGCAGUGUGGCAAGGCCUUCAAACGCUCCAGCCAUUUGCAGAGACACAAGCACAUUCACACGGGCGAGAGGAACUUUGUGUGCCCCAUCUGCUCCAAGCGUUUCAGGGAGGCGGGCGAGCUGCAGCGCCAUCAGAGGGUACACACAGGAGAGAAGCCCUACCAGUGCCCGCUGUGCCACACACGCUUCGCCGAGCGCAACACCCUGCGUCGACACACCAGACGCAAACACCCUUACCACCAGGCAGCUAUGGCGAUGCUGUCCGAGAGAGGAGCAGGGGGAGGAGGAAGAGAAGGAGGGGAUGAAGAUGAGGGCACAGAAGAGUGGUAUAGUUCCACUGUGUCCAACUUGGACAACUCUGACUCUGAACCAGAUUCUGAGGUCAUUUCCUGA
Messenger RNA from Salvelinus namaycush (lake trout), 687 nucleotides. Its product is annotated as zinc finger protein 524-like. Gene Ontology annotation, cellular component: nucleus. Gene Ontology annotation, molecular function: DNA-binding transcription factor activity, RNA polymerase II-specific; RNA polymerase II cis-regulatory region sequence-specific DNA binding. The coding region runs from base 1 to 687 and encodes 228 amino acids. NCBI's taxonomy places the organism in Eukaryota, Metazoa, Chordata, Actinopteri, Salmoniformes, Salmonidae. Gene Ontology annotation, biological process: regulation of transcription by RNA polymerase II. The record is from RefSeq and is a predicted model, not a curated record. The transcript is spliced from 4 exons.